AUGGCGACGAACAACCCAGUGUUGCAGGAGAUGCUGCAGGAGCUUGAACACGAACUUGAGGAGGGAGAUAUCACAGAAAAAGGUUACCAGAAACGCCGCACUCUUCUCCUCUCGCAGUUUUUAAGCUCUCCGUCCGAGUCUGCGGAGCUGAAGGGUUUACGAGUACACUCCCCGGACAACACAGCACACCCAUCACACAAUGGCUCUCGAACCGCUUCACUUGCAGCGCUUAAUGCCAAUACAAGCCCAUUCAGCGAGCAGUAUGAACAGAGACCUGAUAUUCCACCGCAAUCGCAGGCGCGAUUAGACACUAUGGGAAGUGGGUUUAAUGGCUUUGGGGAUAGUAGAGCUCAAGAAGGAGGGUUUGCAUCUGGUGGGAGGCCCAAGGAACUUAGGCUUGGUAUACAAGGCACUGCUCACAGGCAAUCAUACGGUGCCGACUCUCUAUUUCUCCCAAGGACACCAAAUACUGGCGCAAUAUCCGCUGAGCCAACGAUGACAAUGGGUACUAUGACCUCGGGGGCGAACUAUGCUUUUAAUCCCGCGCAUCAAGUUGGCUUUUCUGAACAGCAGCCAAACAACGCAUACGAAAGCCAUGCUGGCACCAUGAUGGAUUCGCAUGGCACUAUGCUAGGAGAAUCACAACAAGGAUACUUUUCCGAUUUCGCGGGCCAGCAAGGCUAUGAUAAUGGCGCAUCAAAUUCCUAUGGCGGUGGACCGCACAGGUACUCUUCGAGCGAUGCAUUCUCGCCGACAGCAGCCAUGGCUCCUCCAAUGUUGACCACAAGCGAUCUGCCUCCACCAGCCGCUCUUGAAUAUCAAAUGCCCUUAGAGCCACGGGAUGUGCCAUUCGCCGUAUAUGAUCCUCAUGAUGGGAACACUCCUAUGUCUAAAUUUGAUAACAUCGCUGCAGUCUUACGUCACCGCAGCAAAGCGAUGGCAAAAGCACCAGCCUAUUGGGUUCUAGAUGGAAAGGGGAAGGAAAUUGCCUCUAUCACCUGGGAUAAACUAACUAGCAGGGCGGAAAAGGUCGCUCAAGUAAUUAGAGAUAAGAGCUCUCUAUAUCGGGGAGAUCGAGUGGCCUUGAUCUAUCGCGAUACGGAAAUUAUUGAUUUCGCCAUUGCGCUACUUGGCUGUUUUAUUGCUGGCGUGGUAGCUGUCCCAAUCAACGACCUUGAAGAUUAUGCGAAACUUAACGUCAUCCUUACUUCGACGCAAGCUCAUCUUGCACUUACAACCGACUACAAUUUAAAGGCGUUCCAGCGAGAUAUUACUACUCAAAAACUCAAUUGGCCGCGCGGGGUUGAGUGGUGGAAGACGAAUGAGUUUGGAAGUUGGCAUCCAAAGAAGAAAGAAGAUAUGCCACCAUUAACGGUUCCAGAUCUCGCCUACAUCGAGUUUUCUCGGGCGCCAACAGGAGACUUGAGAGGUGUUGUUAUGAGCCACCGCACUAUUAUGCAUCAGAUGGCCUGUCUAAGCGCCAUAAUAUCCACCGUCCCAUCAAACACGACCGGAGACACAUUCAGCUCUGGUUUAAGGGAUAAAAAUGGUAGACUCAUGGCUCGAAGUAGCAAUCGUGGGGAAAUUCUUCUUUCUUACUUGGAUCCGCGGCAAGGUAUUGGCAUGAUCCUUGGUGUCCUACUUACAGUCUAUGGCGGUCACACAACGGUGUGGAUGGAGAACAAGGCCGUUGAAACCCCCGGUCUUUACGCAUUUUUAAUCACUAAAUACAGUGCGACGUUGAUGCUUGCAGAUUAUCCUGGUUUGAAGAGAGCCGCCUACAACUACCAACAAGAUCCGAUGACUACUAGAAAUUUCAAGAAAGGAAUAGAACCAAACUUUCAGCAUGUCAAGCUUUGUUUAAUAGAUACACUCACCGUGGAUAGCGAAUUCCACGAGGUGCUUGCAGAUCGAUGGUUACGACCAAUGAGGAAUCCUAGGGCGCGCGAAUUGGUUGCGCCGAUGCUUUGUCUUCCAGAACAUGGCGGUAUGGUAAUAAGCAUGCGAGACUGGCUUGGCGGCGAGGAGCGUAUGGGUUGUCCGCUGAAAUUAGACAUGGGUUCUGAUACGGAGUCCAUCGAAAAGGUCGGCGAAAAGGAGAAGCCAUCGGGCCCCGGAUUCGGUAGUCUGAUAGGAGGUGGCAGUACCACGCCCACGGAACAGCAAGGAAGGACGGAGUUGAGUGAAGUGUUAUUGGACCGAGAGGCCCUGAAAACGAAUGAGGUUGUUGUUGUAGCGAUCGGCGAAGAAGCUCGCAAGAAGGCAAGCAGCGAGCCCGGAACGGUUCGAGUUGGUGCCUUUGGAUUUCCAAUCCCAGAUGCCACGCUAGCUGUAGUCGACCCUGAGACGGGUCUGUUAGCUUCGCCGCACUCUGUGGGUGAAAUUUGGGUUGAUUCUCCAUCUCUUUCGGGGGGGUUCUGGGCGUUGCCGAAGCAUACAGAGCAAAUCUUCCAUGCACGCCCUUAUAAAUUCGAGCAAGGUGACCCAACUCCAAUGAUGGUAGAGCCUGAAUUCUUACGCACUGGGCUACUGGGCACUGUUAUUGAAGGGAAGCUCUUCGUGCUAGGUCUUUACGAGGAUCGGUUGCGCCAAAAGGUUGAAUGGGUGGAACAUGGACACGAGAUUGCUGAACAUCGCUACUUCUUUGUGCAACAUAUCAUCGUCAGUAUUAUGAAGAAUGUGCCGAAGAUCUACGACUGCUCGGCGUUCGAUGUCUUCGUAAAUGACGAGCACCUGCCGAUUGUGUUGUUGGAAUCUCAAUCCGCUUCAACCGCUCCUGUAACUUCUGGUGGACCACCUCGGCAAUUGGAUACUGCCUUACUUGAUUCAUUGUCAGAGCGAUGCAUGGAGGUCUUGAUGCAGGAACAUCAUUUACGUGUUUAUUGUGUAAUGAUUACGGCACCCAAUAGUCUGCCAAAAGUCUUGAAAAAUGGGCGCAGGGAGAUUGGUAACAUGCUUUGUAGGAGAGAGUUUGACUUGGGCAACCUGCCUUGUGUACACGUCAAAUUUGGUGUCGAGCGCGCUGUACUGAAUUUGCCAAUUGGUGUUGAUCCAAUCGGUGGCAUAUGGUCACCACUGGCAUCUGCAACACGGGAAGACAUUUUGUCUCCAGGCGAUAAGCAAUACUCUGGAAUCGAUCGCCGCGAGGUUGUGAUAGACGAUCGUACAUCAACGCCACUCAACAACUUCACUAGUAUUGUGGAUUUGUUGCAAUGGAGAGUUGCCCGCCAAGCCGAUGAACUGUCAUACUGUACUAUUGAUGGCAGAGGUAAAGAGGGCAAGGGCAUCACGUGGAAAAAGUUCGAUACUAAGGUAGCUGCUGUGGCAAUGUACCUCAAGAACAAAGUCAAGAUCCGACCUGGGGAUCAUCUCAUUCUAAUGUAUACUCAUUCUGAGGACUUUGUAUACGCUGCGCAUGCCUGCUUUUGUCUGGGCGCUACGGCCAUACCUAUGGCUCCUUUGGAUCAAAAUCGGCUUAACGAGGAUGCACCGGCUUUUCUGCAUAUGGUGGCGGACUAUACUGUGAAAGCAGUGUUAGUAAACCAGGACGUGGACCACUUGCUGAAGCAGAAGGCAGUGUCACAGCAUCUCAAGCAAUCUGCGCAAGUUCUAAAGGUGUCAGUUCCAAGUGUGUACAAUACAACAAAACCCCCGAAACAAAACAGCGGAUGCAGAGAUCUCGGUCUAACCAUGCAGCCCAGUUGGGUUCAGCCAGGGUAUCCCGUUCUUGUAUGGACUUACUGGACUCCCGAUCAGAGACGCAUAGCAGUCCAACUGGGACAUGAUACCAUUAUGGGAAUGUGCAAAGUUCAAAAGGAGACUUGCCAAAUGACGAGUUCAAGACCGGUACUUGGAUGCGUUCGCAGCACAAGCGGUCUAGGUUUCAUUCAUACAUGCUUAAUGGGGAUUUUCGUGGGCGCCCCAACAUACUUAGUCUCACCGGUCGAAUUUGCUCAGAAUCCAGUAUCUCUUUUCCUAACAUUGUCACGAUACAAGAUCAAGGAUACCUAUGCUACACCUCAAAUGCUGGAUCAUGCCAUGUCAAUAAUGCCUGGUAAAGGUUUCACCCUUCAUGAGCUGAAAAACAUGAUGAUUUCCGCGGAAGGGCGACCUCGAGUCGAUGUGUUCCAGAAAGUUCGACUUCAUUUUGCAGCCACUGGUUUGGACCGCACAGCGAUCAACACUAUCUACUCUCAUGUUUUGAAUCCAAUGAUUGCAUCGAGGUCAUAUAUGUGUAUCGAGCCAAUAGAACUGUGGUUAGACCCAGGAGCCCUAAGAAGAGGCAUGAUCUAUCCUGUGGAUCCUGAUACGGAUCCGAAGUCGCUUCUAAUUCAAGAUUCCGGUAUGGUACCAGUCUCGACUCAAAUAGCGAUCGUCAACCCUGAAAGUCGUGCACUAUGUCACGAUGGAGAAUAUGGUGAGAUCUGGGUAGACUCAGAAGCAUGCGUAAAAUCGUUCUACGGUUCCAAAGAUGCAUUCGAUUCAGAAAGGUUCGAUGGCCGCACAAUCGACGGCGACCCAAGUGUCCAAUACGUUCGUACUGGGGAUCUCGGGUUCCUUCACAACGUUAGCCGACCUAUUGGGCCCAAUGGUGCCCAGGUAGACAUGCAGGUGUUAUUUGUGCUUGGCAACAUUGGGGAGACAUUUGAAAUCAAUGGGCUCAGCCAUUUCCCGAUGGAUAUUGAAUACUCGGUUGAAAAGUGUCAUCGAAAUAUCGUACCCGGCGGCUGCGCAAUUUUCCAAGCCGGUGGCCUUAUUGUCGUUCUGGUCGAGGUUGGAAGGAAAGCAUAUUUGGCCUCGAUUGUCCCUGUCAUUGUGAACGCUAUUCUCAACGAGCAUCAAAUCGUGGUUGACAUUGUAGCAUUCGUUAACAAAGGGGACUUUCCAAGGUCACGACUGGGAGAGAAACAACGAGGCAAAAUCUUGGCUAGCUGGGUCACACGAAAAAUGCGUACAAUGGCGCAAUUCGGUAUUAGAGAUCCCGACUCGGCUCUUCCGGAUGUGAUGGAGUCAAUUGAACCGCGAAGUGGAAUCAACAGUAUUCGAAAUAGCAGUGUCAUGGCUAGCAGCCUUCGAAAUGUCGAGCCUGCACCGCAGAUAAUCGAAGAACAAGAAUUUGAACGACAAAGGGAACAGGCUCAGAAUAGCUUUGUACCACUUCCCACAGGAAUAUCAGAAAUGCCAGCUAUGAGCUACGAUGACUCAAUGACCGGGUCUCUGCGAGACAAUAACGGAGCAUCGGUUCAGAGUGCGGAUACACCCACAAACACCCAUCACGGCCACUUUGAAUUACCCGGCGAUAAUUGGGAACUGGAGAAGAACCAGCUCCCUACCAUGCGUACAAGCGAUUUCGUAAUUCCCGGAUUUGAGGAAGGGCCGCCCCCCUCUGUUGGACCCAAGCCUCGCUUUGCUCCCCAAAGCGAUCCAGAACCGAACACAGGAGAUCUGUGGAGUUUGCCAAGUCAACAACCUCGUGGCGGCCUUCGAAUACAGAAUGGAGUCAGUGACGAUGAAGAUGAAUCUUGGAAGCAGGACGCGAUUAUGCAUAUGAAUCUUGGUCGAUAG
Glarea lozoyensis ATCC 20868 is the source of this 5565-nucleotide messenger RNA. Its product is annotated as Acetyl-CoA synthetase-like protein. Lineage: Eukaryota; Fungi; Ascomycota; Leotiomycetes; Helotiales; Helotiaceae. The transcript is spliced from 4 exons. The coding region runs from base 1 to 5565 and encodes 1854 amino acids. Gene Ontology annotation, cellular component: cytosol. The record is from RefSeq and is a predicted model, not a curated record.